This is a messenger RNA of Colletotrichum truncatum, 537 nucleotides long. The record is from RefSeq and is a predicted model, not a curated record. NCBI's taxonomy places the organism in Eukaryota, Fungi, Ascomycota, Sordariomycetes, Glomerellales, Glomerellaceae.
AUGUCUGACACGGGUCUCCCCACCGGCUGGGAAGUGCGACACUCCAACUCCAAGAACCUCCCCUACUACUUCAAUGCUGCCGACAAGGUCUCGCGCUGGGAGCCGCCCGCAGGAACCGACACGGAGAAGCUGAAGCACUACAUGGCCACCCACCACAGCGCCAGUCUCGGCGCUAGGCCCCAGGCCGUCCCCGUCCCCGAGGGCAAGAUCCGCGCCGCCCAUCUCCUGGUCAAGCACAAGGGCAGCCGACGCCCAUCGAGCUGGAGGGAGGCCGACAUCACCCGCAGCAAGGAGGAAGCCCUUGAGAUCCUCAAGGCACACGAGGAAAAGAUCAAGUCUGGCCAGACCUCCCUUGGAGAGCUCGCCUUGACCGAGUCCGACUGCAGCAGCGCCCGUAAGAGGGGUGACCUGGGCUACUUCGGCAAGGGCGAUAUGCAAAAGGAGUUUGAGGACGCUGCUUUUGGCCUCAACCCGGGCGAGAUUAGCAGCAUUGUCGAGACAGCAAGUGGAUUGCACUUGAUUGAGAGACUGGAGUAG